CAAGACUACAGCUUGUAAACAAAAUAUUAUUUUAAUGCAAAUAAUUUUAAAAUAUGAAAUUAGAAAUAUUCUUGGCUUAUUAAUUUUACUUCAACCUAAUAGGAAUAUUCAGAAAUGAUCCUUUUGGAGGAAUUAAACAAAUUACAUUUAGAUUGUCUAAACGAUGAAUGGGUUCAGUCUGUCUGCGACUCAGAAUUUUUCGAAUUUGGUGAAUUACCAUCGGAAUAUGAAAAUGCUACUGAAUCUCAUGAAAUUCGAUCGGUGUUUCGGAGUAUUAUGUCGGCUUUCGACGAUUGGAUGUGUGCUACAGAGAAUGGAACUGAUAGCACAUCAUGGGCGACUUUGUCACAUCAAGUGAAACAUCAACAUUUAUUGGCUCUCUUAGGAUAUUACAUUGACUAUGGCAACAAAAAUAUCCUUACAACUGAAUGUAGAAAUAAUGCAUUAUGGGCUUCCAGGCUAUAUUAUAAACUUUUAUCUGUUCCUGGACAUAAAGCAUAUCACAUAUAUCAUUCACAGCUUUUUGCUCAUUCUCUUGCUUGCUUAAGCUAUCCAAAGACGGUUUGUGAAAAUGAAGACAAUUUUUUUAACACAAAACAAUUGGUGAGAGAAGUGAAUUCCAUUUUAAAAGAAUUAAGUGAAUUUGUUUAUGAUUUGAAGCAUGUCAUAGAAAAACUCCAACUUAGCCCUCAUGAUAUGAAUUUUGAAGAUAUUCUCAGUAAUUUAGUUGACAUUACUGGUGGAGCUAUUGUUAACAAAUUGAAUAUUGAUAAAAUAGAACUCAAUAAUCUAUCUCGAGUUGUAUAUGAAGUUAUAGACUUUCUAUUAAACAACUCAAAUGGAGAACCAAGCUCACUCGCAAUUAAAUUGCUUUUUAAAUCUAUACUACAAAAGUUAGUUGCUGCAUCUUUGGAUUAUAAACAGGCACAUAAUAUAGUAAGAGCAUCAUAUGUUACAUAUUCUGGUCUCAUCUUAAGUAAAUAUGGUAAAAUAGCACUCUCAAGCUAUGUUGUGCUUUUGCAGCAUCUAGCUUAUUCUUUGGAAGGUUUGGAAAAGGCUGAGGUGCGUCAGACUAGAAUUUCUCUUGUAGCUGGUCUAAUGAGUCUUUUACCCAAAAGAUCAUAUUGUAAUAUCGUAAAAUGGUUACUUAAAUUAAGUGCAACAUCUAAAAUACUUCACCGCCAAAUUGCUAUGGAAAUUCUAGCACAGUUGGUACCAAAUGAUCCUGAAGAAUCUACGGAUUCUGGAAAUGAAAGUAGAAAAACAUCAACAGAAGAUAAUACUGAAGCAAUUGACAUAAAUAGUGAACAACAAAGUGUCGAUAGUGAAAAAGAAAAUGACAACCAAUUAAAAGUGGCCAUAGAGGAUGAUAGUAGUCAGUCACAAUCAUCAUCACAAGAAAAUCAAGAACUGGAAGCAAUGGACGAAGAUAUAUCGGGUUUAUUGAACCAACGUCGCCAUUGCGUACCACACGCAGACAUUGUGCGUGCCAUAUUCGAGCGAGUUAACGACGUAUCGAGCACUCUGCGAUCGCGUGCUUUAGUGCUACUCACUGAUUUUCUUGACUCCCACCAUACUCCUGUUAAUGAAGCUAUGAAAGAAUUAAGUGGAGAUGGCGAACAAUGCCGUAUUGCGGAAGUGGGUGCGCGCUGCGCAGCGGACGAACGAGCCGUAGUGCGCAAGGCGGCGGUCGCACUGUUGCACCGUCUGCUCGUUCGUAACGAACACCCUUCACACUAUGCGACUUUAAUAUCGCUAUGUCGUGAUGCAAGUAUAAUCGUGCGUGGCGCGGCGGUUAAUGCUCUCGCUGACGUAGCUCUAAACAGUCCAUCUGAGUUAUCAUUGAAUGCAUUUCUGGCUGGACCAUUUCACCAACUUUCAGAUCCGGAGGCUAAGAUACAAGAGCAAGUAAUAAACAUCGUACAAUCAGUACUUAUUACGCCGAUGCAAAAAUUUGAGCCGAACGUAUCAGUGGAUUCCUUGCCGUGGCUGUUCCUAGCGGGCAUCACACGAUUGAACAUGAGGAAACAUUUGCAGAAAGCCUGCACGCUGCUUGUCAAAUCGGCAAACUGUAUUAAUCACCGUCUCGUAGACAUAGUGAGUACGCACUUGGGCGCUUUGAACGACGCUCGCGAUCUACAGAGUCUCGUUCUGCUUACAAGUGUGGCCAGACACGUCGAGUACACUGAGGUGUCCUUUUUGCUGGAAUAUUAUUACAAAUUAGCAGACGAUGCUCAGGUGCGAGAUAAUCGUUUGAUGCCUCUAACAUUAGAGCUAAUAUCACUUUGGUCGCGUUACGCCAGCGACUUGGAGAGACAAACCUUACGAGAGCAUCUUAUAUCACGUCUCGCAUCGGCAUUAGACAAUGAUUGUAGACCAGCGAGUGCCUCUUUGGCCGCCAAUUUAGACCCUACGAACCUGCAGUGGGCUACUGACUUGAUGAAAUUAUCUGAACGUCGUGCAUUGUCCGAUGGUGGAUGUGACGUGGCAGAGUGGGUUCGAGCGGCUGACCUCUCGUUGGUGGCUCCGGAUCCACCUUCCCCACAACUAUUAGAUCUCUUUCUGAAUGCACUGCAACAUCCACCACCUGAGUGGGACGAGGGGCGGCGCGGCGCGUGCGUGGCGGGCGUGGGGCGGAUAUGCGUGCGGUCGCGCGCGGCGGCCGGCGCGGCGGCGCCGCAGCUGGCGCGGCUGCUGCGCGACGGCGCCGCGCCGCUGUGCGCGCGCCUCAACGCGCUGCUCGCGCUCACCGAUGUGUGCACUAGAUACACCUGCAUAGUGGACCCGUUGUUAGAGUCGCUGUGCGGUUGCCUGGCGCCCGAGGCGCCCGCUGCGCUGCGGCGCGCGGCCGCUAGGGCACUCACUAAAUUACUGCUGGCUGGAUAUCUACGGUUAAGGACUCCGCUGUACUAUCGAUAUUGUGCUCUGCUCGCUGACGAAGAUCUCGAAGUCCGUGAGCCGGCUGAGUACUUCGUGACUAGCUGUCUCACAGUGGAAGUUAUUUACCACCAUUUUGUGGACUGUGUGCUUUAUUUCAAUAAGGAAGAUGGAGAGAAGAUGUCGUUCGACGCGCGGCAGCUGAUCUACGACGUGAUGCUGCAGCGCAUGUCGGCGGUGCAGCGGCUGAACGUGCAGUGCCGGCUGGCGCGCGAGGUGCUGCAGCACGCGGCCGACGUGGCGGACGAGCGCGCCCACGAGCAGGACUUGCCGCACCACCUCAGCGCCGCGCUGCUCGACACCAUCACGCUGCUGUGCGGCCCGCGCAUGAAGCUGCCCACAAAAAGGGAUGGUAUUCAUCCGGAGAAAACAGAGAAGGCCGGUGAUGCCGACAUUGAAGAUCUGCAGGAGAGAGUCACAACUAAUAUUGUAUCACAUAAAAUGAAGCGCACAGUGGCGGAGGUGCUGGUGCCGGCGGUGAUGCGGCUGUACGCGCGCCUGCGCUCGCGCGGCGGACAGCUCGCCGCCUACAUCGUGCGCAUCGCCACCGACCUGCACAACGACUACCGCCAGGAGAUCGAGGAGCUGAUCCAGGACGACGAGGAGCUGGUGGAGCGCGUGCGUCACUUCCAGGAGACGAUCGGGCUGGAGCCGAGCGCCGGCAACGCGCGCAACCUCGUCACGGCGUCCGCGCCGCCCGACCCCGACACGCCGCGCGCGCGCAAGCGCCCGCCGCGCGCCGCCCGCCACUACGCGCACUCGCCGAGGAAACGCGCCUUGAAAAUAUAAGCAGCGCUCCCAUAUUCGCUGAGGAAUUGUGCGCUCAAUACAUAUAUUGAUACUGUUGCUAAGCCAAAUGGUUAAAAUUUUCAGUAAUAUAAUACCUUGCAGUUUCUAAUAUCCCGCCAUGAUGUAGCACUCAUACUAAUGUAACACACGGUAUAUGCUGACAAACAAUGAAUUAUUCAAUGCUGGCAUCAGCAAACAUUUUAAAAACUAUUGUAUUAGAAAUAAGAAAAAAUUAAGGAAAUUAAAUGUUAUACAUUCCGUUUAACGG
Zerene cesonia (dogface butterfly) is the source of this 3994-nucleotide messenger RNA. RefSeq names its product condensin-2 complex subunit D3-like. The record is from RefSeq and is a predicted model, not a curated record. Bases 115 to 3726 code for a protein of 1203 amino acids. The transcript has 22 exons. Gene Ontology annotation, cellular component: condensed chromosome, centromeric region. Lineage: Eukaryota; Metazoa; Arthropoda; Insecta; Lepidoptera; Pieridae. Gene Ontology annotation, molecular function: histone binding. Gene Ontology annotation, biological process: meiotic chromosome condensation; mitotic chromosome condensation.